AUGGCGACGUCUUCUAGUAACGUUAUCACACUGAAGGGAUCCACAGAUAUUGUCGCGGAGUUCUUUCACUAUGGUUUGAACAGUAUCCUGUACCAGCGGGGACUGUACCCUGCGGAGACAUUCACACACACUCAGCAAUGGGGACUGACAAUGCUGGUCACCUGCAACAAAGAGCUGCAGAAGUUCCUCGAGCAGAUCAUUUCGCAAGUGAAGAGCUGGCUGACAGACAUGACAGUUGAGAAGCUAGUUUUGGUGAUCAAGGACAUAGCUACAAAUGAGGUGCUUGAAAGGUGGCAGUUCGACAUUGACUGUGAUAAAAGUGUGGACAGCAAUACGAAACGGGAAGUUGCAGACAAGGAAAUCAAAGAAGGCAUACGUUCAGUCAUUCGACAGAUUACAGCAUCCGUGACCUUUUUGCCUCUCCUCGACACUGCAUGUAGCUUUGAUAUUCUGGUGUACACAGACAAGGGAUUGGAAGUGCCGGAAGCUUGGGGAGAGACUGGGCCCCAUUUCAUUACCAACUCGGAAGAAGUGCGACUGAAGUCCUUCUCCACCAGCAUACAUACAGUCAAAGCUGCCGUUGCCUUCAAGAAGUCGGAUUAG
Molecule: messenger RNA, 603 nt
Organism: Candidula unifasciata
Lineage: Eukaryota; Metazoa; Mollusca; Gastropoda; Stylommatophora; Geomitridae
Source: the annotation of a GenBank genome assembly